Molecule: messenger RNA, 3094 nt
Organism: Carya illinoinensis
Lineage: Eukaryota; Viridiplantae; Streptophyta; Magnoliopsida; Fagales; Juglandaceae
Product: pentatricopeptide repeat-containing protein At5g25630
Exons: 3
Coding region: 886-2799 (637 amino acids)
Molecular function (GO): protein binding
Source: RefSeq, a predicted model, not a curated record
CCCAGAAAUUUGAGAGGCUUUGGACCUUACCUUCCGCACCUUAUCUCCCUUUUUUAUCCUUUUGUCUCUCGGUCGAACAUGAUAAUAGUUGUGGAUAAUGUUAUAUCGUUCCGUUGGAAGUUAUGGGACUCCAUGCAUUGCAGUUUAUAGACUCUACAUGAAUCAAUCGCGAAAUCCAUCUCUUUCUCCCUCCUGCUGCCCGCAACUGCGCAAUUUCUUAGCUGAGCCCAGUUGAUAUAAUCAAUCCCACGGUCAUUUUAGUCGUUGAGAAAUAUAAUUUCUUGAUGCUUUCAUUUCUAAUUCAUAUUUUUCACUGAAAAGCUUCUCUUUUUCUUUGAAAAAGAAAAACUUUAAAGAGUUGUUCAAUACCACCCAACAUCUUCAUAUAUUCGGUUAAUUUUUUUCUGGGUCAAAGUAGUUUAAACUCGAGGGAAUCAGCUAAUGGAAAAUUACAUUUCCUUCUCGAUGGAUUUUGAAGUUUUAGAGCCCUUGUUCGGUUGAUGCGUUGGAGCGGGCAAGUUUGAUAAUUUGUAAAAGGUGUGGAAUUUCAUUUUCCUUGUUAUUUCUUUUGUUUGUUAUACCUUUAUAUGCAUUUCUCGUUGAUCAAAUGAUGCACACACUGACACCUGAUUGAGGACUUUGGAUUAAGUUUUUACAAUGCUUUUGAUUCCAUUCUGGAUUUUGCUAUUGAUUAUUUUGGUUUUAUACAUAUGAAAAACAUAUUGGAAAUGAUGCGAAAGUGGAAAACCCUCGUGGGUGCCUGUUUCUGGAGAUUGAUGUUGAAGGUUUUUUUUCCUUGAACGUGAACUAGUUAUUUGGUUCAAUCACGUGCAGUCUACUUCAGUUCAAGACUCUGAAUUGGAGAAGACAAGUUUACAGGACCAUAUGGAAGAAUCUGACAAUGGGAAAGCUGUUUCUAGAACCAACCGAAAACAUCAAGCACGAACUGCCACCAUAACAAGAGGAUGGGUUCGAGCAUUACCGAUCAAGCAGCAUUCUCCAGAUGACAAGAAUCAAUCAUACAGGGCAUCAAAGUCUGCAGAUUCCAAAUACCAAUCCCACUGCAUUAUCUGCACGAAUGAAAAUAGUUGCCGAACUGUUCGCUCAAGAACAAAGUUGAUGAAUAUUCUGAUAGAAAGAGGGAAACCCCAGGAAGUCCAGUCCAUAUUUGACAGUUUGAUUGAAGGAGGGCACAAGCCGUCUCUUAUAACAUACACGACCUUGUUGGCUGCCUUGACCAUCCAGAAGCGCUUCAAGUCCAUACGUUCAAUUAUCUCUCAGGUGGAAGAAAAUGGAAUGAAGCCUGACUCAAUAUUUUUUAAUGCUGUUAUAAAUGCUUUCUCCGAGUGUGGAAACAUAGAGGAAGCCAUGGAAACCUUUUGGAAAAUGAAGGCAAGUGAAUUACAACCCACAACGAGCACUUAUAACAUAUUAAUUAAAGGUUACGGGAUUGCAGGUAAACCUGCAGAAUCUCUGAAACUGCUACAAUUAAUGUCACAAGAGAAAAAUGUCAAACCCAAUCUCAGGACCUAUAACGUGCUUGUCAGAGGAUGGUGUAAGAAGAAUGAUAUUGUGGAGGCAUGGAAUGUGGUAAAUAAGAUGGUAGCUUCUGGCAUUCAACCUGAUGCAGUUACUUACAACACAAUAUCAACAGCUUAUGCUCAAAAUGGAGAGACAGAUCAGGCAGAAGGGAUGAUUUUAGAGAUGCAGAAAAAUAGUGUGCAGCCCAAUGGGCGAACUUGUGGCAUCAUCAUAAGUGGCUAUUGUAAGGAAGGAAAACUGAAAGAGGCCUUGAGAUUUGUGUACAGGAUGAAGGAUCUUGGCGUGCAUCCUAAUCUUGUAAUUUUCAACUCGUUGAUUAAAGGAUUUGUAGACACCAUGGACAGAGAUGGGGUGGAUGAGGUAAUGGCAUUGAUGGACGAGUCGGGGGUCAAACCAGACGUGAUAACAUAUAGUACCAUCAUGAAUGCAUGGAGUACUGCAGGAUUCAUGGAAAAGUGCAGGCAAAUCUUUGAUGACAUGAUGAAGGCGGGAAUAAAACCUGAUGCACAUGCCUACAGCAUUCUUGCUAAAGGAUAUGCACGUGCACGAGAACCGAAGAAAGCUGAAGAACUAUUGAGAGCAAUGACCAAAUCGGGAGUCCGUCCAAACGUUGUGAUUUUCACUACUGUCAUCAGUGGAUGGUGCAGCACUGGACAAAUGGAAUAUGCCAUAAAGAUUUUUGACAAGAUGUGUGAGUUCAAGGUUUCUCCCAAUUUGAAGACUUUUGAGACCUUAAUUUGGGGAUAUGGAGAAGCAAAGCAGCCAUGGAAAGCAGAAGAAAUGCUCCAAAUUAUGGAAGAAUUUGAUGUUCAACCAGAGAAAUCCACCAUCUUGCUUGUUGCAGAAGCUUGGCGUGCCACUGGAUUAACAAAAGAAGCAAAUAGGAUGCUCGAUAUUGUGAAAGGUAAGGGAAUGACACGUCAGACGGUGACAGAAGAAGAGAUAGCGGUAGAAAGUUCAGAGAAAAUUUACCAGAAGCAACCUGCGGGUGCCUCUGCUACUGAUCUGUUACAGAUACCAGCAGUGGUAACGAGUGAUCAGAAAAGAUCAACCACAGCAACUAAAAAAGGCCGCAUGGUGUUGAGAGAUACUGAUUUUCCAUUAGAGCGUUCAUACCUUUCUACAAAAUCGAUGUAUCUUUGUCACACUUGUAAAUUUGGAGACAGAUCACCAGUCAUAUGCCGGAAGCAGUCACAAAGGCAGCUUGGGAUGUUUGCUCAGCUUCCACUUUCAUGUACAGCCGUAUUCUUGAACUGAAGGAGAUACAGAAAUUACAGUUUUUGAUGAAAUCCCGUUCACACCAGAAAGAAAUUAUAUUACAUUUUGUAUAGACAAGGGAGCUGCUUCAUUUUCAGGACCUUAUAGUUGUUUCAGGUCUGCUUCAAUACCCAAAGUCAAUGAUAAUCUUGUAUUUUAAGCACGGGAAGACUUGGCUGCUUUUUUUUUUUUAAUUGGAUUUAACUGAUUCAUCCAUUGUUGUAACGAAAAUUGGCCCUUCUGAAGACAGCCUUGGAACUGAAAAUUCAUACGUCGGUUUCAUGAGGUACUUUUA